Molecule: messenger RNA, 6313 nt
Organism: Penaeus vannamei (Pacific white shrimp)
Lineage: Eukaryota; Metazoa; Arthropoda; Malacostraca; Decapoda; Penaeidae
Source: RefSeq, a predicted model, not a curated record
AUGGCUAUAAGAGCGCAGCGGCGGCGGGCGUGGGCGCGGACGGGACGAUGGGCGUUACACAAGCGAGUCCUGGCGCUCGGGGAUGCUCUCGCGCCCCAGACACAGCUCUCGACCUCGCAACCUCGCUAUCCAGGACGUGUCUGCGGGCGUCGGGUCAUGCCUGGGGGCGUGGGAGGUCAGCCGCGCGCCCCUGCUGUUCCUCGUGUUCGGCCAGAUGACUUGAUCACACAGCCUGUGCCUUCGGGGGAUGCUUGCAGUUGCACGAGAGCGUCGGGCGGCGCUCCCUGCCCCGCCAACAAAGAGGCGGGCGCGCGGCCUCAGAUCAAUAACAUUUACGGAAAACGCGCCCCUCGCCUCGGCGCGGCGUUUAAGUUCUGCGAUUUUAAACUCGGGGGAAAAGCUUUGUAUAUCUCGAUUUUCACAACAUAUAAAAUUUUAUUUUUAACAUUCUACUACCUCCUUUCAGGUUACCGUUGCUUCAAGGCCGUGAUGUUUCUAACUGGCUUCAUCUUUGCUUCGGUGGUGGUGUACCUGAUAUGCCUGAGUGAGGACCUGCUACCCCUGAUUGGUAACGCAGGCGUGUCCCUCGGGGCAGGCGUCAUGUUCGGCCUCAUCACGAUGCUGGUUCAGUACGUGGGCCUCUUCAUGACAGGUCUCCACACUGGUCUCUUCCUUGGUGUGGCUGGCAUCGCUAUAGCCUACAAGUGGUGGGUCCCAAGCAGUGUAUGGCCAGUGGUAGGAAUCCUCCUUGCUGCAGGGCUGUUGCUGGCCAUCACAACCCUGUACUUCCAGAAGGGACUGACCAUCCUGGGCACAGCUAUCAGUGGAGGAGCCAUCAUGUCUGCCACAUUAGACUACUUUAUUGAGAAGUUCCUGAUGGUGCGUUGGUUUGAGGACCGACUGAAGGUGGUGGAGAGCGAGCCUCCGUGCUGGUUUUCCUGGAUGAUCCUGGGUGUGUGGCCCUUCAUGGUGCUUGUGGGGAGCCUCACCCAGUGGAAGAUUACAGGCAGAGGCAUCUAUCAUCAGCAGUUGGUGCCCUCCAAAAAAUCUCGAAGUGUGAACCUCCAGCGAAUGAGGAGUCGAGAGGCCCGGGCUGAGAUGCGCCAGAAGAAAUACCGGUAUUUGUAUCAAGUUCGUACUGCUCACGGGGACAUCAUCAGCCAGGAAUACAUUCAGAGUCUCCAGCGGAAGGCUUACCCUACAGGGGACAAUGGAACCCUCCAAUCAGACUCAACGCACACCACCAUGCUACCCCCAGAGCACACUCAGCUAGCACCCCUCACCGAGAGCGAGGAUGAAACAGGGGGUUCCCAGCCACCUCCCACUCCACCUGAACCCCCAAGAAUGACCCGCGUCACAAUGCACUAGCACAGCGAGUGACCAAAGAGAACAUGCGUUGGGAAUGUUGGGACUUUUACCAGUCAACAUAGAGAUCAAGGACAACAAGACAGAGAUGCAUCAAUGACUCCAAGAGAUAUAUAUAUAUAUUGCUCCAUAAAGAACUAAAAUGGGAGUGCUUUCUAUAUACAUUACAACUAGUUCCCUUAUAAAAGAAAAAAAUGAAAAGAAAACAGACUGAGAAACAAUGGUAUAGUUCUAAACUAUCAUUGUGAUAAUACAGUAUAUAGAAAGUGUGAUUGUGUGAGUGUAUGGAUGUAUGUGUAUACUCCAGAGUUACCAGACUAGUGUUGUAUUCACCUGCCUGCAAGAGCAGAGCUUUGCUGUAGUUUGCAAGCAUCAUAAGUGUACCCCCUUUGUUAUGUGACUUGACUAUAGCUUUGAGUCUUUCAAUGCAGACGUUUUACUGGAGGGUAUGCGAGAAAAUGAAAAUCCCAUCAUUUUUAUGUUCUGGGAUAGUUUUGACACUUUUUUUCAAGCUCAGUGAUAUGAGUAUCAUUUUGCUUUUGAACUCCAGUGAUGACAAAGAUCAAUUUCCAAGGAGUCAAAGAUACAAACAACCCUUUCUGAUGAUGACAGAGCUCACCAAAGCUCUAAAAACAUGAGAGGCAAUGAUGAGCAAUGAACAACUGAUACAAUUUUUCCUAUUUUUUUAUUUUUUUAUUUUUACAAGAGGAUAUGUGAAAAAGAGGUAAGCCAUCAAACUCUCACACUGUGGUUGCCAUUUCUGCUGCUAAGUGAUGUGAUGAUGUGGCAGUCGUAUUACACUCUGUGAUGAAAAUAGUCAACCAGUGAGAGGAGGAGGAAGAAAGAGAGAAAAAAAGAGAAUUGCCAAUCAUUCCAGAGGAAAGAAAAAGAGAGAAUAUUAGUGCAUUAUCUCUCAAGAAAACAUGUAUUUCUUUCCAAUAUUUCUGCAUUUUAUUUUAUUUAUUUUUUCAUUUUGUUUUAAUUAUCACCCAGUGGAAAGAAAUGGCUCAAGCACUAGCUAGAAAUGACUCCCAGACAAAAGCUCAAUGGCAAAGAGUGGACGAAUAAGCACAGCACAAGUCUGCCGCAUGUCUUUCUGUAAGAUUGUAGUCUUUUAUAGGAAUGUUGUUAUAUUAUUUGGCUCCCCUUUUUAUAAACGGCAUUAUCCAAGGCUUUAAACAUUUGUGUCAGCAGUAAUUGUUCUCUCUUUUUUUUGUAUUAUGUAUCUAAAUACCGACAAUAGCUGUAUCUCAGUAACUUGUAUUGAUAUUUUACACUUUCUGUUGAUGUUUUAUUCAUGACAUGAUUUGAUUUUUGCCAUCUUAUUUAUAACACAAUUAUGUUGGAAGUCUUUCAUAAGUGUUUCAUAACCAGUAUAUACAUUUUAUCUGUCUCUUUCUGUGUGUCUAUCGCUAUCUUUCUAUGUAUCCCUCUUUUUAUUAAGCAGUGGCUCCAAAUAUUAUACUUUGUGAUUUUGUGUUUUGUGAAUUCCACUUAACGUUGGAUUCAUCUCAUAAUCUUUUGUAACAAUUUGCGUCACUGUCAGUUUAGGGAUACUUCUUAUUUUUCCCUUAAACACGUUGCCAGAAUAUUCUCCAAUUUUGGACAGCAGCAAGAACAGACCAUUUUCUAAUAAUAAAUAUUGUAGUUUCAUUGGAGGAUUCUGUUCCAUGAAAUGCUGUAGCUAUUCUGUGACAAGGGCCUUCAAUAUGAGAAUAUUUGUCCAAGUAGUGUAAUGCUGUACAAAAGGUCUUAUUUUUUCCACACAAGAUUUUACUAAAAGCUGCAAAUGGUUUAGCAUGGUCAAAGAUUUUAGCAUAGUUUUUUCUCCUAUUAAAAGUAUAGGGGUUGAUAAGCCAGUACUGUAAGUUUUUGACCAUUUAGACGAAGAUUAGAUGACGUUUGCAUUUUUUCUUACAGGCAAGGUUUGCUUCAUAUGAUUGCAUCUCCACUAAAGGUAUCUUAGGCUGGUAUGUCCACCUUGAGAAAUCUAAAGAAAAAAAAAUGAUUAUUAACUUCUAGCUGCUAUAUUUCACUUUGAAUCACGUUACAUGUUCUUUCUAAAGAAAACAGCAACAGAAUACCCAUGAUAAUGCAAUUAAUAUUUGGUCAAAAAAAGAAAGAAAAAAAGUUUAUGAGAGAUAUUACUUGUUUCUGUGGGAUAUUUUUACUUCUUUUUUCUUGAGGUAUUUCCCUUAGAUUAAACCGACUGCAUCGCAUGAGUGAUUGCGAUAUGCCGAUGAUCUGUCUUGGCCAAAUAUGUCUUUAUUGUUUUCCAAUUGUAUUUUCUUUUUAUACAUACAUAGUUGUAAAAUAAACAUGGUUGCAUGUUUUGCUUUCUUAAUUUAUAGAGUAGGAGAUAUUAUGUGAUAGUAAAUAUACUCCUUGUGUGUUCAGUUAUUUUAUGUCAUUGCUUUUAAUGAGAGCUAAUGAAAUAUGUAUUCCCAAUACCACAAAGAAUUUGAAAAAGGUGUAUUAAGACAUUUUCCUUUUUUUCUUUUAUUCUUUCUUUUUUAUAAGAACUCAUUUGUUCAUUAUAUCUACUUCCCAUGACCUAAAGUGUUUGUUUCUAAAUGGAUCUUGGAGAUUCUACGGAGGUUACAGACACUAUCCUUACCAGAUCUUAUUCUACUGCAUUCAUUUAGUCUACAAUCUUUACAUAUUUAGAAAGAAAUUAAAAUUGGUCAAAUUGAUCUCCCUUUCUCUCUUAACACCCAACCUUGUAUAGCAUUUCCCACCAAAGACGGCAUUAUUUCAUAAUGCUUUUUUAUCUGUAAUGAUAAUUCAUUUAUUUCACUUGCAUUUUAUACUUUUCUAUGUAUGAGAUACAUUUCAGUUUCAUUGAUGUUAGUUUUCAUAGCUUGGUUGUUCAAUUUUAAUCUGAAGGUAUUUUCUUGUCAAAGUUUCUGUUAUAACAGGCAAAUGCAAGUAGAUUUCUGUUAAGAGGCAAUUUUAAUUCAAUAUUGAGCUUUGACGGAAGUAAUCAUUUGCAUUCAUAUUCUAACAGAAAUUAGUCAUAUGUACCGGUAUAUUUAAAGUGUAGUCUUAAUGAUAACAUAGUCAGAAUAACCUUGUUUUUCUGUUUAGUAUUUACAUCACUGCCAUAAAUUUGAGCGAAAGGCACUUUUGGUGCAUUGCAGUAUUUAAGAUGCAUCAGUUUUAUUCAGUGACUAUCACUUGCGGAACCAAAGCUCAUCAUUUUCCUUAUUCUUUUUUAUUUUUCCUUCUUUUUAUGUAUGUAUUAUACAUGUAAUGAUUCAUAUGGCCAAAUUGUGGGGUAAAAAUGCAGGACUUUUUUAUAUAGAACAAUUGGUGCUUUGUGUUUUGAUUAUAGAAAAGCUCCAGUGAUUUUUACUCAUUGUAAAACACACUAUAUAUAAGAACCUAACUAUGAGAGCUUUUUGUUCACAUACUCAGCAAGAUGUAUGUCUUAGGAGUACUCAUUUUUUCUCUCCUGUAAGUUUGAAUCAGCUCGGAGAGUCUCAUCUUCAUGUAGUCCGCUGGAGUCAUGCAGAGAGGUUAAGGAUACAACUGAGAGAACAGUCAAAUGUCAUCAAGUCAUAGCUCAUUAGUACUAAAUAGAUUCUACGUAAUCAGUUGUUGUUUACCUCAUAUCAAUGAUAUCAGUAUGGUUGUAGUAAUGUAUAAAUGUAGAAAAUUUAAUGGACAUUUUUGUUAACUGUAUAAAGUUUCAAUAUUUGAUGCAUAGAUUUGGAUUGAACCCAGAUGGAUUAAGUUGGAGACUUACCCUUUGGACAGGUAUUAUUCAGCUGUUGUAAAUUAGACUUUGAGGCUUCUCAAGAAUUUUCCUUUAUCUGAUCUUGAUCACUUUCUCUCCAAAUUGAGGAAGGAAAUAUUUCCAUUUUAUACUAAUGUAUUACUGAAACAAUAGAUUUGUUCAUGCUCAUCAAUAGUAGUCUUUUUUGAUAAUUCAAUAAACAUGUGAAUUGUGCUUUAUACAGUUCCACUGUAGGAUAAAAUAAUGUGCACAUUAAUCCACAUUCAUUAUAUGAAUCAGAAGCCAUAUCUUCAUAAUACAUUUUUUCAGUGGACUAUAAAUGAUAAAAAGUACAUAGUUGAUUGCAAUGAAUACACUGGUGAAAAUUCGGAAUUCAGUUCUGUACCUGUCAAAUGGCUAACCUAAUCUCUGGUGAUGAACAAUGACGUCCUGUGCCUGCCAUUAGUUCUCAGAUCAGAAGUGGUUAUCAAAGUGCAGGAAGUGUUUCCAUUGCCAGUCAUUUUCAUGACUAUAUCAAGUCCAUCUCAGUAUGGUAGAACAUUUGUGUUAUUUUGUAAAUUAAGUGUGGGAGACUGCUUGGCCCAUAGUUAUAACAGGAUCCAGUUGCUAUUUUCCCUUUGUAUGCUUUUGUGGUAAUAUGACUGGAUUGAAUAUAUCACAACAACACACAGUCUUGAACAGCCAUUACAAAUGGGUUAUAUACAUGAGGCUUUCAAGUAAAUCUGAUGUCUGGUUAUAGCUUCAUCAAGGAUGGUUCUCUCCAAAGAUGAAUAAUAAUACAUCCAAUGCCCCGCAGCCUCUGGAGAAGGGAAGUGAUGCAAUGAAUGUCUGUAAUGUCUGGUGAGAGUAAAGUGCAUCAGUACGCUUAUGUUGUGUUGCUGGAAUCUUAUAGAGAGAUAAGCACAAGAUGUGAUGAAAGUAGUUAUGUAAAUACUGCACCAGAACCUACAAACAUGGAUUGUGUUGAAGUCUUCUUGAAUGAAUCGCUCCUUCUCACUGUAAAUAUUGGCCAUUACUCAGACUGUACUCGUAAUAUCACUAGGUAUGAAUGUAAAGUUUAUAUAAGGGAACACAGUUUUGUAUAACUUGAAAAGUCAGUGUAUGUACAUUGUGUAAUCAUUUCUUACAAGCUGAUACGUGCAAUUCUUCAGAGGCAGGUAUUUGUACUGUAUUGCAUCAUGUGCUCUUUCAAUAAUAACAAUGUUUUAA